Lemur catta (Ring-tailed lemur) is the source of this 4303-nucleotide messenger RNA. RefSeq names its product lin-7 homolog C, crumbs cell polarity complex component (gene LIN7C). The record is from RefSeq and is a predicted model, not a curated record. Gene Ontology annotation, cellular component: MPP7-DLG1-LIN7 complex; cell-cell junction; synapse. Gene Ontology annotation, biological process: neurotransmitter secretion; maintenance of epithelial cell apical/basal polarity; protein localization to basolateral plasma membrane. The transcript is spliced from 5 exons. The coding region runs from base 26 to 619 and encodes 197 amino acids. Gene Ontology annotation, molecular function: L27 domain binding. Lineage: Eukaryota; Metazoa; Chordata; Mammalia; Primates; Lemuridae.
GUGGGUCUGCGGGCUAAGGGAGAAGAUGGCGGCGCUGGGGGAGCCUGUGCGGCUGGAGAGGGAUAUUUGUAGAGCAAUUGAAUUGUUGGAAAAACUGCAAAGGAGUGGAGAGGUACCACCACAGAAACUUCAGGCUUUGCAAAGAGUCCUUCAAAGUGAGUUCUGCAAUGCUGUGAGAGAGGUAUAUGAACACGUCUAUGAGACUGUGGACAUCAGUAGCAGUCCUGAAGUGAGAGCUAAUGCAACUGCAAAGGCUACUGUUGCUGCAUUUGCUGCCAGCGAAGGACAUUCUCAUCCUCGAGUUGUUGAGCUACCAAAAACAGAAGAAGGCCUUGGAUUCAAUAUUAUGGGGGGAAAAGAACAAAACUCUCCAAUCUAUAUAUCUCGAAUAAUUCCAGGUGGAAUUGCUGAUAGACAUGGGGGACUCAAACGAGGAGAUCAACUCCUUUCUGUUAAUGGAGUGAGUGUGGAAGGAGAACAUCAUGAAAAAGCUGUAGAACUGCUAAAAGCCGCUCAAGGAAAGGUUAAAUUAGUUGUUCGAUAUACACCCAAAGUCUUGGAAGAAAUGGAGUCACGCUUUGAAAAAAUGAGAUCAGCAAAACGCAGGCAACAGACCUAAUACAGUUCAAAACUUGAUAUUCCAUUUUGCUUUUUAGCUAGAGAAGUUUUACUUGUGACCUACUGAUGGCCGCAAUGCUAAUGAUUGUAAAAAACAGAAACUUCCCAUGAAAUUCUCCUUACCAUUUUAUAAAUGCCUAUUUUAACAUCAUUUGUGGUUCCAGAGAUGCAUACACUUUUUUCUGACAAGAAAAAGUAAAAGGUGAUGAGGGCAAUUCUGUCCUGCUGUUUUUACAGGCCUUUUUCAAAUACAGAUUUUGUCAUAAACUUGUUAUAGAUUUUUUAAGAUGCUUUUUUAAUAUUAAAAUGUACUUUUACAUUCUUAAUCUUUUUUUAGGAAAAAAAGUUUUCUUCAUUUGGCUGCUUAUUUAAAAGUAACAGUUCUCCAGUUUUGUUUUGUUUUGUUUUGUUUUUUUGGCUUAAUCAAUUUUUUUUAACCUUUAACAUAACAGUCUCACAGCAGUUCAUUACAUUGUCAAUGUUAACAUCACUGCUACAUUUUGUACUUUGAACACAUACAUAAUCAAUGGUAAAUCAUAAUUCAGCACAGUGGAAGUUUUUUACUUUUAAACAUAAUGUUUAAUGGAUAUUCAUUUAUACUGAUUUAUAAAAGUAAGUUUUUAAACACUGAAACAAUCAUUGCUAAAAUACAUAUUAAUAUUUGAGCAUUGAGGCAAGAGGACGUAAUUUGAUUGUUAGCAUUACAUCCCUUUCUAUUUAUAUUCAGUAUAUCAUAAAUUAUAUAUAUAAAACAGGGUCAGAUUUCAUCUUUUGAAAAUUAUUCAAUACUAUUCAUUUUUAUUUAAAUAUACAGUAUUUCUUAUAUUUUGGUCCUUCCAUUCUUAGAGAUGAACUAGUUAUUUGGUGGAAAAUAGAAAUAAGGAAGAAAAAGUAAUACCUUUAACCUCACUAGUCUCAAGAGUUACAUAUUCUUAACUAGCUCAAUUUAAAGAAUUAAUUUUAAAUAGGAAGAAAAGAUGUGUUUAAGAUAUAUAGAAAUUAUGAGGUGAAUAUCCAUAAGAAUCUGUAGAUUCUGUCAAAAUGAGUAAGAACUAAUGUUAAAAUGGUUGGAUUUAGAGACGCAGUCUUUAUGUUUCAAAUAAUGAUGGGAAUUUUGAGAGAUAACUUUACUUCAUUUGUCCACUGGAUGUCACUGUUUUACUAAAAGGCAGCUAUUAGUGUAUGACUGGGACUGAGGUCUUCCAAAAGGCUGAAAUUAGAGUUGAGGUUCAUUUUCAGUUACAACUUACAGGAACAUUUGAAUUUAAAAAAAAAUUUUAAGUGACAGAUACUAAAAAGAUAAUGGAUUGAAAUAUAUAAGAAAUUUGGAAUUAUUAUUGACUCUGUGUAAAAAAGUGGACAUUUUGUCAUAUUCCUUCAGGAAGAAUAGAAAUGUAUACUUUUUUCUGCAUGUUUGUGAGCAUUGUGAGUCUUAGAAGAUUAUUCCAGUUUUCAAUGAUUUUUCGGAAUAAAAGUCAAUCAGCAUAGUUAUUUAUCAUUUAGGUAUUGAACACUGGAUUGCAUGGUUGAAUGUGUCUUUAAUCCACUACAAAAUGUGCUUGUUAUUGAUAGGAUCAUGUUGUUAAAUUGUGUAUUUUCAAAAUCAAUUGAUGUUUUUAAAAUGUUGAGACCAAAGUAGUAUAGAAGAGGUAUGGACUUAUUUUAAUUUAAUUGUAUAAUUAUUAGAGGUAUUUGUUGUAGAGCUUUAUGUAUUAAAGAGAGUUAUUGGUGCAUAUACAAACAGUAAUAUUAUUGUUAUGCUAGUAUUCUUGCAUUACAGGGUAAGUAAACCCUAAAGAAAUCUUGUUUUAGUAUAGCUACAGCUGCAGUAGCUUUUAAGGACGUAUCAGCAUUUCAUUAUAAAUUAUAGCUUCCUGGUUUGGUGUCUCAGCUGUUUCAGAACUUUCAGCCAAAUUAAGUCUUUUUUGGUGUUGCAAUUUAGUAAGUUGAGUAAGCUAUUUUUUUUCUUUCUACACUAAUCCACAAUCUGUUCUUUGUGUGAGUUGGCACCUAUUUAUAAUUCUUAAAAUAAGGACAGUUUAAAGGAGACAACUACAGUAGUUUGCUUGCUACUGUUGAGCAUGAAUAGCAGUAGUUUGUUUUCAUUACUGCAGUUUUUAUAAUGUAUCCGAGAAUUUUAAAUCUUGAUCAUAAAAAUUCAGUCAUUCAGUGGCAAAGAUGUACAGUAGUGGUCAGUAUAGUGAGGAAAUGAAGGGAAUUUUCAUCUCAUGAAUGGAUGAUUCAUGAAUAAAAUUAGGCACACAGUAUAUAGUAGGUAUUUGACUUAUAAAUUACAAACAAUUUCCAUUUAUUUUCUUGGUAUUUCAAAAUGAGUUGACUUAGUGGUUCUCAGCCUUAGCUGUGUAUUGGAAUGCCCCAGAGAAGUUUAAAAAGUAUUGUUACCCGAGUCUCAUCCCAUAGCAACUAAAUCAGAAUCACUCACUUUUUUUUCAAAGCUUUCCAAGUAGUUCUAGUGGAUACCCAGGGGUGAGAACCACUACUUUUCUCCAUUAUAAAAUGAUCUGAUUACACUGGACUCUUUGGAAGUAUCAGAAUAGAAUAAUUCAAGUUAUAGGUGCUUAAUGAGUUAUUAUAUUUCUUAGUAAUUUCUUUAGGAAUAAAAGGUACUUGGCAUACCUUCUUUGGGAAAUAAUUACAAUCUACCUUUUUUUAAAAUAUAGCUACUGGUAGUUUAAAUGUAAACUUUUAAUGUCUGUCAUCUUUCUGCCCCCUUUGCCUUUAAAACUUACAAAAAAAUAAAUGUUAUUAUUUGAGAAAGCAUGCUUAAAAAUUGCAUAUGAGAAAUAUUGUCAUUGAUAAUUAUGUGCUAUCCUAAUGUGGCCACUUUAUCCAUUAGUAUAAUACUAGAUUAUAGCAGCCUGGUUCUUUGGGAUUUGAUGAAUGUGGUUUCGUUUUUUAAAAAAUCAUUGUCCUCCUCUUCUAAGUUUUUUUGCUGAAGUACUUAAGUAAUUUGGCCCAAGUACUUUGUUUACAAUUAAAGUGGAUAUUAUAGCAUUUAAUAGAAGAAAUGGUUAUGGCUUAUCUGAAAAGAAUGUCAGCAUGCCUUGCUGUAGACUUAAAAGAAUACAUGUUGUGCAUAUUUUAUAAUGUGGAAUGAUCAUUGAAAUAUCAAGGAGUCUAGUAAUUGCAUUUCCUGAAUAAAUGUAUGUUUAUGAAUUUUCUAACUUACAUUUUAUUGUCUCCUCUGCCCACAGUCUGGUUUUAUAGUUUUUAUAGUCUAAAAUUCACUAGUAGUGUUUCUUCAAAGGUUGUUGCAGUUAUGGUUAAAUAGUGGGAAAAAAACAAAUGACUUGCUUAAUCAUUAAUUUUCAAGAACUUUCAAACUAAUUUGUAUCUGGACAUGGUUUUUAAAAAUACUGGCAAAUGUUAUGCUUCUACUUUUUUAGUUUGUGAUAAAUAUAUCCAAAAUGGAUGUAAAAUAACACUUUUCAAUACAUGACUUCAUUUGUCAAUUCUGAUUUUAAGGCUUAUUUAAAUAAAUCUGAGCUGUGUCCUUGUUCUUUAGAUUUGAAAAAAAUUGCUAUAACUACACAAUAGAUAUGUUUCUUAAAGCUUUGUAUAAAGUAACUUCUACCUAAGGUGAAAGCAUAAUUCAUGGUGGCUGCUGAAAUGCAACUUUGAAUUUCUGUAUUUGCUUUGUCUUUCAUAAAAUUUAAAGAAAACA